Messenger RNA from Somion occarium, 911 nucleotides. Lineage: Eukaryota; Fungi; Basidiomycota; Agaricomycetes; Polyporales; Cerrenaceae. The record is from the annotation of a GenBank genome assembly.
GCACGACCCUGUCACAUACACGUGCCUUUGUCACAGUCGCGUCUUAAUAUUCUGGGCGCCGUCGCUUUCAAGCCACCACUACUUAUCCUUAAUCCUUCUCCAAAGCCAACUUCCAAAAGAUAUAUACCAUAUUCGUGGAGGUCAUGGCCGAAAUUGUUUCCCCUCGAGUCAACUCUGCAAGACUUGCUGAUCAUGUCGGACAGCAUGUUCGUCUGACUUGCAAGGUUCUCAGGUUGACAGGUAGUGCAGCCAUUGUUGAAGCGUCAGACGGAGGCCAAGUAGAAGUUCGGGUUCCAAUCAAGAGUCCGAUCAAAGAUGUCUAUAUCGAGGUUGUUGGGCAGGUUGUAGAGCCUGGUGUUGUUAAGCUCCUCAAUUGCAUCAACCUGGGAGAUACACUAGGUAAGUCGUACGAUAACUCCAAUUCAUAUUGCGAUCUGAAGAUUGUAGAUAUGAACAUUGUCGACUUUGUUGUUGAGAAGUGGCAUAGUCCUCAAUUCUCUUCCAUGUUCUGAGGUUCUCAUUCUCGUUCUUGCCGCAAUUCUGUAUUGAUAGUGCUGUAUUUCUAUGUUGGAUCUUGCCGAAGAUGAUACCUUAGGUUGCAAUUCUUGCGUGCGUUAGGAUUGGCGGAAGGGAGACAGUCUGCGGUGUCCGAAAAUCCCCUUUUAUGCAUAUAUCCUACACUCGUCAUAAAAGAAUCUAACGCUGCUCUGUAAUGAGAACACUCAUGCCGAAACUCUCGCCUAUUACUUUCUCGUUUCCUACUUGUUAUUCACUCUUCACUCUUCACGUUGCCCCUUAGAUCAUUUGGCCUUUCCGGUUUAUCGCUACAUAAAUACUUUCUUCUGCUAACACUAUAGCAGUCUGAACUCGUCCAUUGUGCCUGGCAAAUAUGGUGGAAUGUCCUGUAAAUU